Aureobasidium subglaciale EXF-2481 is the source of this 466-nucleotide messenger RNA. RefSeq lists its product as uncharacterized. Lineage: Eukaryota; Fungi; Ascomycota; Dothideomycetes; Dothideales; Saccotheciaceae. The record is from RefSeq and is a predicted model, not a curated record. The transcript has a single exon. Bases 95 to 415 code for a protein of 106 amino acids.
UGGAUUUAGGACCACCUUUCAGCUUGCCGUCCAUCACCGCUGUAGCGGUGAAGUCGGGAGCCGGCUUACCGACUCUGGCCAUGUUUAGUAUGAGAUGACAAGAAUUAGUAGAUCACGAUGGUGUGUGAGAUGGAAACCAGGACGCAAAGUCUGGCCGACUUCUCAAAGUCUUCUUGUAUUCGGGCCCAGCCAUGGCAUUCAAGCUACCUACCGAGAGCAUAAUGGACAUCUCACGAUCGUGGUUUCCGUUUGCGGACUCCUUUUGGGUGUAGCAAAGUCUGGAUUCUCUGCAAGACGGCGGGGUGUAAGAAUACCUUUGUUCCGGCUGCACAUUCCUUCAUUCCUUAGACCUCAUGUGGCUUGUGUUGAGGCUCUUCUAACCACGCCGAUCUUGAUCCGAGAAGAAGCGCGUUGAUGUUGAGCAGCUUUUGCAGUUGAUAGAAGGCUAGCUUGUAGAAGCCGCAGU